AACUUGUGUUGUCAAAUAUCUGUGUUGGCAUUCUGUCAGAGCUCUCCACCUAGAGCCCAGGUUGGGGUGCAAGAGCACCAGUGCUGCUUCCUUGAGGGAUCAGGAAAAUGGGCAUUAAAGCAUUUCUCACAAGGCUGACUCUGAACUCUGGCUGGGGAAAGCAUCUGGCUCAUCUGAUAUCUCAAUAAGAUCACCUCCAAUGAUUUUGAAAGCAUAUUGAGUAAAAACUAAUCAAGAUAAAUAAGCCUUUGUCUGUAAGGACAGCCCCACAGAAUGUACAACUAUUCCUACACUUGUUCAAACCUACAAGCAGCUGAUUUUGGGCAUCCUCAUCUGGGAGACAAAAUAUAUGUGGAAAAGAGUUUGAAAUGCUGCCUCCAAGUCAAGUUAGCUGCUUGGAAAUGAACCCAGCUCUCUUGAAGCUCAGCAUGUUUCAGACACUGCGUGGUCCUUCUUGAUUGCAGCCUUGGAGUUGGGUAGCUUGUGAGCAGGGAAUUAAAUCAUCCAGCUGCACACAAAACCAUCUCAUGUCCAUGAAAUGGGGCUGGAUUUGGAUACUUGCAGGCAGAAGGCUUGUGCCACUUGAGAAAGCUUUAAUCCCUGUUUUUCAGUGCUGGAGUUAGUGACUUUUUAGUGAUUAUUGCUCAGCCACCUCACUGCUGCCAGGGUGUAUGGCACAUUGGAACACAAGGAGGAGAACGGACUCAAACUCCUCGUUGGAUUGGCCUCACUUGGAUUUGCUGAAUUACAACAGGACGUACAAGUACCUUUACCUGGAAGGAAAUGUCUCCUAUGUGGACUUCUACCUCCACCAGCCUUGGGUGGCUGCUGUUUUCAUCACCUCCUACCUGCUCAUCUUCCUCCUGUGCAUGGUGGGCAACGGGGGGGUUUGUUUCAUCGUGCUGUGGAGCAGGCACAUGCGCACGGUCACCAACCUGUUCAUCCUGAACCUGGCCGUCAGUGACUUGCUGGUGGGGCUCUUCUGCAUGCCCACCACCCUCCUGGACAACAUCAUUGCAGGGUGGCCCUUUGGGAGCCUGGUGUGCAAGAUGAGCGGGAUGGUCCAAGGCAUCUCUGUUUCUGCCUCUGUCUUCACUCUGGUUGCUAUUGCCAUGGACAGGUUCCGGUGCAUCGUGCACCCCUUCAAGCCGAAGCUGACCGUCCCCGCCGCCGUGGCCACCAUCGCGGUGAUCUGGGCGCUGGCCGUGGCCAUCAUGUGUCCCUCGGCGGCGCUGCUGCGGCUGCGGCAGGAGAAGCGCUUCCAGCUGCUCCUGGGCACGGGCAACGCCACCCGCCCGGUGUUCUGGUGCCGGGAGGAGUGGCCCGAGCCGGCCAUGAGGAAGGCCUACACCACGGUGCUCUUUGCCAACAUCUACCUGGCUCCGCUGGCGCUCAUCGCGCUCCUGUACGCCAGGAUCGGCGUUUCCCUGUGCCACGCCGCCGUGCCCGGGGCCGGGAAGCGCGGCCGGGAGCAGCAGCGGGGAGCGUGGAGGAGGAAGCGGAAAGCCAUCCACACGCUCGUCCUUGUCACCCUGCUCUUCGCCCUGUCCUGGCUUCCCCUGUGGAGCCUGAUGCUGCUGUCGGACUACGGCAGCCUGUCGGACGUGCAGCUGCGGUUGAUCAAUGUGUACAUCUAUCCCCUGGCUCACUGGCUGGCCUUCUCCAACAGCAGCGUCAACCCCAUCAUCUACGGCUUCUGCAACCGGAGCUUCCGCCGCGGCUUCCAGGCCGCGCUCCGGCUCCAGCUCUGCUCCAGGCCCGCCUGUGCCCAGCCAGCCCCGGGCCAGGCCGCCCUGCCCGCCGGCCCAGGAUCCCCCUCCCCACACAGCCAAGGGAGGAAACUGGGUCAAUAAGCAGCAGGAUUUGCUGAUGGAGGAGCUCAAAGGCAAUGGGAUGGAGUGAAAGGCACUGUGAUUCUGGCAAUCUCUCUGUUCCCCAUGGAACAGGGCUGCUUGAACCCUGUUUGUGGUCACAUUUCAUUCCUGUGAGGAAUCCCUCAUCCUGUAACUCUCAUGGACUGAAAUACUGCAGACCCAGUCUGGCACCCAGAGACCCCUGGAUUAUCUCAUGGUUGUGCUUCUUCCUGGACAUUGUGAACGCUGGGUCCUGCUCAAAUGACAAAAUUUAGCAUUUUCUGUCACAUUCCAUUAAUUCCCCUUGGUUGCUGUUAUUUCUGUCACGUCCAUUAUUAUUGCAGCUAGAGAAACAAGUGGAAAUGGAAAUUUGAGAAAUAAAGGAUAAAAAAAUUGGUUCA
Molecule: messenger RNA, 2254 nt
Organism: Agelaius phoeniceus (red-winged blackbird)
Lineage: Eukaryota; Metazoa; Chordata; Aves; Passeriformes; Icteridae
Product: neuropeptide FF receptor 2-like
Biological process (GO): regulation of MAPK cascade; regulation of adenylate cyclase activity; G protein-coupled receptor signaling pathway
Cellular component (GO): plasma membrane
Molecular function (GO): opioid receptor binding; peptide binding; neuropeptide receptor activity
Source: RefSeq, a predicted model, not a curated record